AUGGAGAUCAUCCGCUUAGCCCAGUCGGAGACGCUGCCAGCACAGAAUGAGACGGGAGAUGUUAGCGUAGUCACGAAUGAAGUAGACGACAGACAACAACCCGGCGAGCUCCAACGUCCAUGGGCCUCGUCGGAUAACUGUGCUCUAUACAAACUGGUGGUUUUAGGGCAUCCCGGCUCGGGCAAAACCGCCAUGGUAACCCAGUUUUGCUUAAAUCAUUUUGUAGAGACUUACGACCCCACGAUUGAAGAUUCCUAUCGCAAACAAGUCGUUGUUGACGGCCAGCCGUGCAUGAUUGAGGUCCUUGACACGGCCGGGCACGAAGAGUAUACCGCCCUUAGAGAUCAAUGGAUUCGCGACGCGGAAGGGUUCAUCAUCGAAUAUUCCAUCAGCAGCCGGCGGGCCUUCAAGGAAGUGCGAAGGUUCCAUACGCAGGUAAUGCGGGUCAAGGGCAUGCAGAGUGCAAUCAGCAGCAUCAGCCGAUCUGAGGGCCUGCCCGAAGACUUGCCACCGCCGGUUGUACUGGUCGGGAACAAGUGCGACAAGAUCACCGAACGCGAGGUGUCCACGAAAGAGGGGUAUGAUCUAGCAAGGGAGAUGGAAUGCGAGUUUGUCAAAUGUUCUGCAAAGAACAGCAUCAACGAUGAGAAGACAUUCUACGAUGUCGUUCGGGCAUUGCGCCAGCAGCAGCGGGUUGCGACUCCGCGAAGUUGGUGGUUGACGCGCCCGGGAGAAAAGCCGGAAUCGCCCCCCACGACGGUGUUUGGAGGUUUGGUAGACAGGGUCAAGGGGGCCGCGAGGAGGGUGUUCAAGGAUUGA
Molecule: messenger RNA, 819 nt
Organism: Purpureocillium takamizusanense
Lineage: Eukaryota; Fungi; Ascomycota; Sordariomycetes; Hypocreales; Ophiocordycipitaceae
Product: RAS2 protein
Exons: 4
Coding region: 1-819 (272 amino acids)
Biological process (GO): signal transduction
Cellular component (GO): plasma membrane
Molecular function (GO): GDP binding; GTPase activity; GTP binding
Source: RefSeq, a predicted model, not a curated record